CUCCACUCUGACCUGAGGAGGAAACUGGAAACUCUGACUCUCUCAAAACCAGCCUCGGCUCAAACGAUUUUAAGAGAAAUUACACACAAUAUGCUCUGUCAUGAAUGGCAAAGAAAAAUGUCAGUCAACCAGAAUUAGUCACAACAGGCCCAGAGUCACAAUGAAGACACGAUUCACCACUGUCGAUAUCAGGGCGGUUAUUGCCGAGAUCAAUGCCAACUACAUUGGCAUGAGAGUAAACAACGUGUAUGACAUCGACAAUAAGACGUAUCUUAUCCGUCUACAAAAGCCUGACAGCAAAGCUGUUCUCCUGAUUGAGUCUGGGACUCGUAUUCAUUCCACAGACUUUGAAUGGCCCAAGAAUAUGAUGCCUUCGGGCUUUGCCAUGAAAUGUCGGAAACACCUGAAGUCCCGCCGACUGACCCAGGUUAAGCAGCUUGGAAUUGACAGGAUUGUCGACAUCCAGUUUGGUUCUGACGAGGCUGCCUAUCACUUGAUCAUUGAACUUUAUGAUAGGGGUAACAUCAUCCUUGCAGACCAUGAGUACAUGAUCCUCAAUCUGCUGAGAUUUCGAACAGCAGAGGUAGAAGAUGUUAAGAUUGCUGUGAGAGAAAGAUACCCUGUGGAGAGCGCCAGACCCCCUGAACCUCUCAUCAGUUUGGAGCGACUCACCGAAAUCCUCAGCAAAGCACCUAAUGGAGAGCAAGUGAAAAGAGUCCUGAAUCCUCAUCUUCCUUAUGGAGCCACUCUGAUAGAGCACAGUUUGAUAGAAGCAGGAUUGUCGGGCGCUGUCAAAGUUGACAGUCAAGUUGAUGCUGCCCAAGAUGCACCCAAAAUCCUGGAAGCCCUGCAGGUUGCAGAAACAUACAUGCAAAAAACUGAGAACUUCAGCGGGAAAGGCUACAUCAUUCAAAAGAGUGAGAAGAAACCAAGUUUAACUCCUGGAAAACCCAGUGAGGAGCUGCUCACAUACGACGAGUUCCAUCCAUUUCUCUUUGCCCAGCAUGCAAAGAGCCCCUAUUUGGAGUUUGAUACAUUUGACAAGGCAGUGGACGAGUUCUUUUCUAAGAUGGAGAGUCAGAAGAUUGAUAUGAAGGCCUUGCAACAGGAGAAACAAGCUCUGAAGAAGCUGGAUAAUGUUAAGAAGGACCACGUGCAGAGGCUGGAGGCCUUACACCAAGCUCAGGAGGUGGACAAAAUGAAGGGCGAACUGGUGGAGAUGAAUCUGCCUGUGGUGGAGAGGGCGCUGCAGGUGGUGCGUAGCGCGCUGGCCAAUCAGGUGGACUGGACGGAGAUUGGCAUUCUUGUCAAAGAAGCACAAGCUGCUGGAGACCCUGUGGCCUGUGCCAUCAAGGAGCUGAAGCUGCAGACCAACCACAUCACCAUGCUUCUGAAGAAUCCAUAUAUUUCUGAGGAGGACCAGGAAGACGAAGAAGAACAGAUAAAUGAUGUGGUAGAGGAGAAAGGGAAGAAAAAUAAAAGUAAAGACAAAGGACAGAACAAGAAGCAGCAAAAGAACAAGCCCAUGUUAGUGGACGUGGAUCUUGGCCUGUCAGCCUACGCCAAUGCCAAAAAGUACUACGACUUUAAACGAAGUGCUGAAAAGAAAGAACAGAAAACUAUCGAAGCAGCAGAUAAGGCUAUGAAAUCUGCAGAAAAGAAAACGCAGCAAACACUGAAAGAAGUCCAGACAGUGACAACCAUUCAGAAGGCCAGAAAAGUCUACUGGUUUGAAAAGUUCUUAUGGUUCAUCAGCUCUGAGAAUUAUCUCGUCAUCGCAGGAAGAGACCAGCAGCAAAACGAGAUGAUUGUCAAGCGCUACCUCCGGGCUGGUGAUAUCUACGUCCAUGCUGACCUCCACGGAGCAACUAGCUGUGUCAUCAAAAACCCCUCAGGGGCUCCCAUCCCUCCGCGUACCCUGACUGAAGCCGGCACCAUGGCCGUGUGCUACAGCGCUGCAUGGGACGCCAAGAUUAUCACCAGUGCUUGGUGGGUUCAUCAUCAUCAGGUGUCUAAGACAGCUCCCACCGGAGAGUAUUUGACCACUGGAAGUUUCAUGAUUAGAGGAAAGAAGAACUUUCUGCCCCCUUCUUACCUGAUUAUGGGCUUUGGAUUCCUCUUCAAGGUGGAUGAGCAGAGUGUGUUUCGGCACAGGGGGGAGCGUAAGGUGAAGACAGUAGAGGAAGACAUGGAGGAAGUCACGUCCAGAGCGUCCGAGCUGUUGGAGGACGGCGAGGAGCUAAUAGGCGAUGACAGCAGUGAUGAGGACCGGGGUGAAGAAAGAGCAGGAGAUGGAGAGACAAAGGAGGCAGGAAAUAAAAUGAUUAAAAAGGAAACGAUAGAGGAGGAGGAGGAGGAGGAGGAGGAGGAUGGUGCUUCCAGAGAAAUGGCCGCCGAUCCUGAAGAGCCUGCAGUGGAGCAGAGCAACGAGGCGGAAGAGGAGCACGGAGAGGAGGACGAGAAAGAAGACGGUGAAGAAUUCAGCUUUCCAGACACGACCAUCUCCCUCUCUCAUUUGCAGCCCAGCAGACACACUCAGAAACCUGGCUUCAAGAAAGAAACAACCAAUCAGGCUGAGGCGGAUUCCCAAGCGAAAAAACACAUGACUGCCAAGCAGAGGAGAGAAGAGAAGAAGAAGAAGCAGAAACAGGAGGGUUGCGACUACGAGGAGAGGACCGAGAUCUCAUCCGGCGGAUCAACGGUGGACCAGGGCUCCAAAGGUGGAGGCGGUCCCUCGCAGCAGCCGCUGAAGAGAGGCCAAAAGAACAAACUGAAGAAGAUUAAAGAGAAGUACAAAGACCAGGAUGAAGAGGACAGAGAGCUGAUGAUGCAGCUGCUUGGGUCCUCCGGUUCCGCUAAGGAGGAGAAGGAUAAGGGGAAGAAAGGAAAGAAAGGGAAAGGAAAAGAGGAGCACGUCAGGAAGCCGCCGCCUCAGAAACAGCAGCAGAAGCCUCGCGGCGUGGAGGCUGCCGUGAAGAAAGCUGAGCACAUGGGAGGCGGGGAGCAGGGGGAGGAGAAGCAGCCGGGAGAGGAGGGAGGUCUCGCAGAACAGGAGGACAAGGAAGAUGAGGUGGAUCAGGACAACCCUGGAGCAGAGGAAGCAGAGAACCUGCUCACCUCUCUAACGGGCCAGCCUCACGCCGAGGAUGUGCUGUUGUUCGCUGUGCCGGUCUGCGCUCCAUACACGGCCCUUUCCAACUACAAACACAAAGUGAAACUGACGCCAGGUUCUCAGAAGAAAGGGAAAGCUGCACGCACGGCAGUGUUGAGCUUUAUGAAAGCCAAAGAGGCCUCGUCCAGAGAAAAAGAUGUGUUCCGCAGCGUCAAGGAUUCAGAUCUUUCCAGAAACAUGCCAGGAAAAGUCAAAGUGUCUGCUCCAAACCUGCUGGCUGCCAAGAAGAAAUGAGAAGUGGGUUGUUUGAAUAAGAAUUCUUUUAUUUUAAAGAAUGAUUGUAUUUGUUGACCAACAACAUGUAAAUUAACAAAGCUGAUUAACAAAGAGAACACCA
Messenger RNA from Mugil cephalus (flathead mullet), 3509 nucleotides. RefSeq names its product ribosome quality control complex subunit NEMF-like. The transcript has 33 exons. Gene Ontology annotation, molecular function: ribosomal large subunit binding; tRNA binding. Gene Ontology annotation, biological process: ribosome-associated ubiquitin-dependent protein catabolic process; rescue of stalled cytosolic ribosome. The coding region runs from base 101 to 3406 and encodes 1101 amino acids. The record is from RefSeq and is a predicted model, not a curated record. Gene Ontology annotation, cellular component: RQC complex. NCBI's taxonomy places the organism in Eukaryota, Metazoa, Chordata, Actinopteri, Mugiliformes, Mugilidae.